UCAUUCAUUUUAACAAACUUGAUUUCAGUCGGAAUUUCUCUCAAUUCACUCCCAAACACAUUUAUAAUACAUUUCUCAACCACCUGACGCACUUCUAACAACAACACCAUCCUUUUUAAAACCAUUUCCAAUAUCAGAUGACAUUGGCAUAACUGAAGAUACAUUCUCAUUAUUUAUCAUCUUUUAAAGACCAGAAUGAAAAUAUUUUACUGAACAGAUAUAUAAGAUUGUUUCUGUGAAUCUGUGGUGGAAUUCCUCUGAUAUAUUUACUCUGAAUUGUGUUAUUAGCAAACCUUCUGGACAUCACUGGCUGGAGUGUCUACAAGAUGAGCCUGUUUGCAGAUUGAACGUGGAUAAAUUUAGUUGUUUUGUGACAAAGGUAACAGUGGCCAGAAAUACAACAGUUGAAAUAUUUGUAAACAAAAGACUAUAGAAGCAAAAAGAAUAAAAAAAGAAGGUAUAUUGUGAAGUUGAAGGAAAAAUAAUGGAAAAGAGUGAGAAAGUGAAGGAACAGAUUUUACCAGAAGUUAGCAAAAAAGAGAGACAAAAAUUGUCACAUGACUGUGAUGUGUGUAAAAAGUCUUUCUCAAAAAAAGGUAACUUAAAUAAGCACAAACGUAUUCAUACAGGAGAGACACCGUAUUAUUGUGAUAUCUGUGGUAAAUCAUUCUCUCAAAGUUGCAACUUAACUGCUCACAAACGUUCCCAUACAGGAGAGAAGCCAUACCACUGUGAUAUCUGUGGUAAAUCAUUCUCUCAAAAAAUUACCUUGACUACCCACAAACGUAUUCAUACAGGAGAGAAGCCAUAUCAUUGUAGUGUCUGUGGUACAAGUUUCUCUCACCAAAGUGUUUUAAAUUAUCACCAGCAUUUUCAUACAGGAGAGAAGCCAUUUCACUGUGAAAUCUGUGGUAAAUCAUUCACUCAAAGAAGUGCUUUAACUAAUCACGAACGUAUUCAUACUGGAGAGAAGCCAUAUUCCUGUAAUAUCUGUAACAAAUCUUUCUCUGAUAGAAGGAACCUAACUACUCAUAAACGUAUUCAUACAGGAGAGUCACCAUAUCAUUGUGAUAUCUGUGGUAAAUCAUUCUCUCAAAGUUGCAACUUAACUACUCACAAACGUUUCCAUACAGGAGAGAAGCCAUACCACUGUGAUAUCUGUGGUAAAUCAUUCUCCGGGAGUUCUAACUUAACUGGACACAGACGUAUUCAUACAGGAGAAACACCAUAUUCUUGUGAUAUCUGUGGUAAAUCAUUCUCUCAAAAACAGUAUUUGACUUUACACAAAAGUAUUCAUACAGGAGAGACACCAUUUCACUGUGAUAUCUGUGGUAAAUCAUUCUCUCAAAGUGGCAACUUAACUACUCACAAACGUUCCCAUACAGGAGAGAAGCCAUACCACUGUGAUAUCUGUGGUAAAUCAUUCACCAUGAGUUCUAACUUAACUGGACACAGACGUAUUCAUACAGGAGAAACACCAUAUUCUUGUGAUAUCUGUGGUAAAUCAUUCUCUCAAAAAAUUCAUUUGACUUUACACAAACGUAUUCAUACAGGAGAGACACCAUUUCACUGUGAAAUCUGUGGUAAAUCAUUCUCUCAAAGUGGCAACUUAGCUUCUCACAAACGUAUUCAUACUGGAGAGACACCAUAUCGCUGUGAUAUUUGUGGUAAAUCAUUCUCUGACCAAAGUGCUUUCAUUUCUCACAAAAGUAUUCAUACAGGAGAGAAGCCAUUUCACUGUGACAUUUGUGGUAAAUCAUUCUUUCAAAAAGGUAGCUUGACUGCACACAAACGUAUUCAUACAGCAGAAACACCAUAUUCUUGUGAUAUCUCUGGAAGGUCAUUCACUCAACAUGGCAACUUAACUUCUCACAAACGUGUUCAUCAGGGGAAGAAGCAAUCCCACUGAUAUUUGUGCUAAAUCAUAAUCUGUAAGGGGUGACUGACCCCUUUAUCAUGCAGAUUAUUCUAUCGAAUGUGAGGGUUAUUUAUUCACAUUAUUUUCAAUUUGUCCUGCAUUAAGCCACAGCUUUCAAAUUUUGAUGAUAUUGUUGUGGUUGGGCUGGUGCAGUACUUCUUGACCUACUUUGUUAGGAGUGGAGUCUGAAAGUCUACAGUACAAAAUUAUAGUCCUUUGUUUACGGAAGACUGAUGGCUUUUGGAGGGACCCCUACUCUUUGCCGGUCAAGAAAGGGUCAGAGAAAUGUGAGGGCCGAGGAAGACAGAGUAAGGAAUCUGAGGAGCCUGUCAUGAGAGAAUGACAGUGACAGCGUCGAUGAAGACAGGCAGAUAGGACCAAGCGGCGAUAGAGAGAAUAUUAGCAGUGCUAAGGGAGAUUGGGGGUGGUGAGAGAGCAAGAGGUUUUGGCAGUCGGUAUUUGGUCGUCAAAGCGAGCGGUUGGAUUUAGGAGCGAGGAUUUGGGAUUCGGGGCAAGAGUUUGGCAAGUUGGAGUUAGCAGCACUGAGAGAGAUGAGGUGCAAUAUGGGACAUUGGCUAUUCUAGUAGGAACCAAGGUACGUGAAUUGUGUAUUGAUAUGUGAAGAAAAAGAAGGAAAAAGAAUCGAUGUAUUGAAAUGUUGAAAAGAAAUGAGACUGUGAAAAGAACGAUGUGAACUGUGUAAAGACAUUGUGUACAGAGUUGUUGAAGAGAGAACUGUGUAAUGAACAUUGUAUAUGCCUUUAAUGUGAUUUGAAAUAGAACUGUUGUCUCCAGACGU
This is a messenger RNA of Octopus sinensis (East Asian common octopus), 2717 nucleotides long. Its product is annotated as zinc finger protein OZF-like. The record is from RefSeq and is a predicted model, not a curated record. Gene Ontology annotation, molecular function: RNA polymerase II cis-regulatory region sequence-specific DNA binding; DNA-binding transcription factor activity. Lineage: Eukaryota; Metazoa; Mollusca; Cephalopoda; Octopoda; Octopodidae. Gene Ontology annotation, biological process: regulation of transcription by RNA polymerase II. The transcript has 4 exons. The coding region runs from base 485 to 1909 and encodes 474 amino acids.